Messenger RNA from Volvox carteri f. nagariensis, 2805 nucleotides. RefSeq lists its product as uncharacterized. The coding region runs from base 1 to 2805 and encodes 934 amino acids. The transcript is spliced from 19 exons. Lineage: Eukaryota; Viridiplantae; Chlorophyta; Chlorophyceae; Chlamydomonadales; Volvocaceae. The record is from RefSeq and is a predicted model, not a curated record.
AUGUUCCGACUUGAGCAGCAGGGCCGGGGCCCCAUGUUACAGCUUGUCUUCAGCAGCCACAGCGGCAGCGGCAGCGUGCAACACCGCUUCGAGUCGACGUCCAUUUCCCAGUCCCUUGCUGAUAACCCUCAGGUGGCCCGAGCUGUCCUCCCGAGUGCGCAGCAGCGGCGCCAACGGCCUUGUGCUAGUUCGACCAAUUUCCUCCCCAGACAAGCAUUGCGUAUACGCCGCGGCAGCAGCAGCGGCAACGGCGGUGGAGACGACGACGACGACAACGACCAGAACGGCAUCGGCGGUGGAGGCAACGUCCGCUUCGGGUCGCCGACUGGGCUUCCAAUCCACUGCGACAACAUUAACACCAACACCACCAGCAGCACCUCAGCCUUCUUCACCGUCGACAGGAACUUGCUGCUCGACUUCAACGCCGCUGUGCAGCGACACUUACAACGACCGCCGCCUUUCCAGCGCCGCCGGCGUCGCGGCCUGACGACGACAUUGAGAUCAUCGUGGGUCAGCCCCUGUACACGCAGCUUCGUGACGCAUGGCUGGUGCGGUGAUGAUGAUCAUGAUCAUCAUGAUCAUGGUGGUCAUGAUAACGUUGGUGGGUGCUGUAGAACGGUGUGCGUCCGGCAUUAUGCGUAUAUUGGUGCGAUAACAAUUAGGGCUUGGCUGAUACGGCAUACAGUGGUCAUCACCAUAUUAGCGGUAAAUCUGAGUUUUGAGGUCAUUGUGGCGCCCAUGUGGUGGAGCACUAACCCAACAGUGUCGUCGGUGCUCACGUCCAUCGUGUGUUGUCAUCCGUGUGUGCUUCGGGGGAAGCGGAGCCAGCUCCUUUUGUACUUUUUUGUUGUGUUGUUGUGUCUCGGGAAUGCUGCCGAAGACGUACAUACAAACGCACAAGUCAACGUUUACAGGGGGACUAUGUGCAGCUGCAGCUCUGCGGAUGGUGAUGAUUCGUUCGCUAGGGCUGACCUGACCGACGACUUGCUAAUGCACGUAUUUCAGCUCCUUGCGAUGGCCUUUGGGCCUGAUGCACAAGCAGCUUGUCCGCAAGCUGCAGGUCGGCACUUCGCAUGGUUCCGUCGCACUUUGCCCAUUGUCUGCAAGCGCUGGAACGCUUUGUUUGGCGCCGGUGGCAAAUUUCCCUGGAACUCCGUUGUAAUCUCUGUCGAUGCGGAGAUGCCCCGGAGGCGGCGACAUGAUGCUGGAAGCUCCCUUCCCGCAAGUCACGGAGUCGCGGGCUCUUCACCGCCGACCACCGGAUCCUCUCUCCUUUUAUCUUUCGGCAGAACUUCUCUUUCAGCCCUUCCAAAGCUUCGAAGCAAAGUGGUGGUGCAAUGGACAGAAAGCCACGGCGGCGCCAUGCAGCACCUGAUGUUGGACUUGGGCUCAGCCCCAAGUCACGACUUCGAGGGCAGUCGUGCCCUGGACGCCCUGCUGAGGGCUGCCAACCGCGGAGCCCGGGGUCUGCGUACUCUGCGGCUGAUUUGGCCUGACGAACCUUCGGUAGAGCCUGGUAUGUCCGUCCGUACGUCCGUAACCGCUUACACGGCGACAUCUGUACCUAACACAAUACGAGGCGCGUUCUAUCUGUGUGUAUGUGUGUAUCUGCAACAGCUUCACUCGCGCUGGCGGGCAAGACUCGUACGAGAUGUUAGGUCGACUGCGGGGUCUCUGCGAAUUACAUGUCGACGGAUUACAACAGGCAAGAGGGCGGGAGCGGGGGAAAGGGGGAAAGGCUUUCUGGCCGGCACCCUGCCGUACCUGUCCGGUCUGACGUGCCUUACGCGGCUAUCCUUCACACCCAAGACGUUCCAGUUCCCUGUGACGGUGCCGGCCCUCCCGAUGAACCUUAGAGCGCUGCACCUGUCCAAUCUGUGGAUCAGCAGGCUGCCAACCGUUUCAACCGCCGCCCCCCAACUAACCGAGCUCCGUCUCGUCCAAUGUCAUUUGGUGGAGGGGCUCCUGGCCUCCCUGGACAGCUGCUCCUCACUGAGGGAACUUAGAUUGGAUGGGAGCAGACUGACGGACUCCAGGGGGGACUCGAAACCUUGGGAGGCGGCAGUACCGGCAGUAGCAGCCGGCGGCGGCGGCGGGGGAGGGGGGAGCGCAGGUGGCUGGCCAUUCUGUCCUGCGUUGCGCGUGUUGGGUUUGGCGGAAUGCGGUUUGCGAGUGCUGCCGGCGGCGGUGCUGCGGGCCUUCCCUGGACUUGAGGUUCUUGACUUAUCUAACAACCAGAGUCUGGGGGGUGCCGUGGGGGCCCCGGAUGCAGCCGCCCGGACCGCCGCCGCCGCCGACUGUCUGCCCCUGGAGCUCAGCCAGCUUACCUGCUUGCGGGAAGUACGGCUGGCCAAGUGCGGCCUGACUGUCGUACCGGCGGCGCUACUUGCCGUACCCUCCAUCACCUCCCUGGACUUGUACCACAACUCCUUGUCAGCGCUGCCACUGGCGCCCCCCUGGCCGUCUUUGCUGCAGCAGAUGCAGAAAGAGGAGGUGCAGCAGCAGCUGCAGCAGCAGGAGGGGGUUUCGGAGCGGGGUCUUAUGAAUUGCUCCCGCCUUCGCGAGCUGGUGGUGGGGGAGCUGCUGGUGGCGCGAGCCGGGGUAGGAGAGCUGGAGAAGACUUUUUGCAGGGGAGGAGGAGGAGGAGGAGGAGGCGGCAGCUUCCCGCAGCUUCCUCAUCUGCAGGUGUUGGAAGUGCGAGGUGAUAGUUUUGAGCCCCAGGCGGUCCGCAAUUUGCUGGGGCUGCAGCGGGCAGCUGUGACCGCGGGGCGGCCCCGUGUGGUGGUGUCGGGGGGGGAGGAAUGA